Molecule: messenger RNA, 890 nt
Organism: Plutella xylostella (diamondback moth)
Lineage: Eukaryota; Metazoa; Arthropoda; Insecta; Lepidoptera; Plutellidae
Source: RefSeq, a predicted model, not a curated record
AUGUUUAGACUGAUAGGGGCUGGAAACCCUGCAAUAAAGAAAACUGCGUGGGCUCGCCUCACCGAGGAAUACAACUCAAUAGAAACCAACUGUCGGAGGACAGAAGCCCAACUGAAAAAGUGCUGGGAUAAUUUAAAAACCCGCAAAAAACAUGAGUUGGCUCUCCAAAAACGUGAGCGCAUCAGGACAGGGGGUGGGCCUUAUAUGCCAGCCUCAACCUCUACAUCGCAUGAGGUGAUCGAGGAAGCUCUGGCAGAUUGUACCGAUGUGGAGCUACAUGGUGUAAUAGAUAGUGACUUCAAUAGUCAAAAUGUUGAUGAAGCAAUGCCUGAUGAAGCUAUGGAGGAGAUAGAGACAGAAUUUCUUAUACCCCCACCGCACGAUUCCCAGCGUGAAAGAAGGGAGAGUGCAAGCAGCCUGCAACCUGAAAUGGUUCGAGAGGAAACCACCCCAGGUCCGAGCCGUAUAGCAGCCAGCAUAGAGAAAAGAACACUACUACUCUGUGAGCGGUGGUCGCCAUUAUUUUUCGUACGCGUUCCAUACUUAUUUUUUUCCAGACUGUCUUUCGCCAGACUGGCAGCCAGGCCCGGUUCACGAAUAUUAGAUUAUGGAAAUCUAAAUCAAGGAAGAAAUGUAAGAGCUCGAGUGAUUACGGAGGAGUUUGGCCUGAGGCGAGAAAAUUACCAAAGAGCUCAAGAGAGAGAAGAGGAACUCCACAGACUAAAAAUGGAGGAGAGAGAGUGGCUAGCCAAAACCGCACAGGAACUAUAUAAAAAGGCUGUUUUAGAAAGAGAAAAUGCAGAGGAAGUUCUUCGCUGUAGCCGUGCAAAGCGUGAAGAAGCAGAAAUAAUGUUAGGUAUAAGGAAAAAUAAAUUUAGUCAAUGAGUGAA